Molecule: messenger RNA, 2383 nt
Organism: Lutra lutra (Eurasian river otter)
Lineage: Eukaryota; Metazoa; Chordata; Mammalia; Carnivora; Mustelidae
Exons: 6
Coding region: 1678-2316 (212 amino acids)
Source: RefSeq, a predicted model, not a curated record
CAUCCUGCGUCAGCAUUUGUGCCUCAGAAUCCAGGGGCAACCUUUUCCUCGACGGGAAAGCCAAACUCGGUGAGACUUGGGCCAGACAGGACUCUUGCCCCACAUCACCCGAGGCCAGAGUAGCCAACGGACGGUCCUCUCUUAAAUCCCCUCUCCCUCUGCGAGCAAUCCUGUGGCAUCUCUGGUCCGUUGCUUGCAACGGGGAGUGGGUAGUUCCCCCUUGGAAACAAACCCAAUCCCUCUUGCUGCAGCGCAAACUACUUCCUUUAAUUCUGGCUUCAGUGGGACUGAUAAACCCAGUCCCCUGCCUCCCGCCCAGGAGAGAAAUGAGGCGGACCCUUCCUAACUGUCCUCCCUGCCAUGGGGCAGUCUUCGUGCUCUUGCGGGAUGAGCAGCUGUGCCCUCUCCCCCCGCGCGGCGGCGCUCGCACUGUGCGUUCCAGUGGAGCCGGUGGAGACGGGCUGAGCCGGCUGGGUACCCGAAGCUGAGCGCGGGCUCCCUUAACAAGCUCUGGGACCUGCGCAAGCGACUGCACCACCUCAUCUGUAAAAUGGACUUUAUUGUCGUGUCAGCCCCUCAGAGGGGCUGAUGCUUAAGUGGGCGAAGUGUGCACAGCGCUCAGCCUGACACACUGGAGAUGCCCAAUACUUGGGAAACAGCAGCCACUGCUCUAGGACGCCGGCCCGCUCAGCGUGUAUCCACGUUUAUAAAACGGGGGCGCUAGUUCCCUCCUCGUUUGAAUUUCAAACGAGAAAAGGCGCGUCAAAGUGCUUUUGAAGGCGGAACGGACCCUCGCGCACAACGGGAUCUGUCAGCCCCAGCCGGGGUCCCAAGGCCCGAUCCAACCUGGCCUCGGACCGCUCGGAAGAACCGCUGCGACUCGGGCGCCUGCCUAUAUAACUCUCUGCAGCUACGCGCGGCCAAGCCGCUGGACAAUCCGGCGCUCCCAGCAGGCAACUCCCUGCAAGCUACGUGAGGGGGCGGGGCCUUCCGCGGAGGGGCGGGGCGCUUGGCUCCCAAGUUCUUCAGAAAAGCAACUCCCGCCUCCCUCACUCUGCGUCUUCAGCCAGUCUGUGUUCUAGCGGCUCCCGAUGCCUGAUUCCCCCUUCUUCAGUCCCCCUCAGCUGUCCAUCUGGCUGGAACACACCAGCCCAGGCUGAGCUCCGUGGGUAGAUGGGCUCUCUGGCUUUAGCAACUGGUACGUCUCCACCCUCUGCCCCCAGCCUAGAAAUUAGACCCUGCAAUCCCACUGUGUUAGGUCUGACCCCUGCUCUGCUCACCGAUUCCUAGGCAGUGAGUCCCACGACUCGUACUUCUCCAACACACAGAGACACGAAUGGCAAGACAGCUGCGUGGGGAGGGUGGAGCUGGGACCUUAAGGGGAGGAAGCUGAUGUCAGGAUCCUCUCAGUCAGGUGGCAGUCAAUGGGGAGCAGAAAGCCAUAGCCUGUCUGCUGGCCGAGGGAGUCUGCACUACAGGCUUCCCACUGCAUGAAGGAGAGAAGACACGAGCUCAGCCCUCUUCUGCUGCUGGGGCAUCAGGAGGGAAUUCUGGGACCUCCCUGCAGCCCUCCCUCCGUUCAUCUGCCUAGGACCCCUUUGAACUGCCCGGGUAUCAGGUGCCUGGGGUACACCCCAACCCUCACCGAUUGCUGCACUCAUCCUGGGCCUGCUGGAGAUGCUGGCACAGGCACCAACACUUGCACCUCAUAUGAGAAUACUUUGGGGAGACGGUGGCCAUCUACUUUGGCUAGCUGGGCUGCUUCUCUAUCUGGCAACUGUGUUCUUCAGCAUCUUCAUGUCCUUCCGAGCCCUUCUGAGCCACAGCCUUCCUGCAUCACUGGAAGUGCAAGAGCACCCCCUUGGCCCACCACCAGGACCUCAGUGGCUUCCAGGAAGAGGAAGUGAUGCGCAAGGCAGCCUGCCAGGGGAACCUCACCCUCUUCUACUGGAAACUGCUGGCCCUGCGUCUGGGCUUCAUCGUCGCCUUCGAGCAAGUGGUGUUCUUCGUGCGCCUCCUCGUCUGGCUCGUGCCCGACGUUCUAGCCGCCUGGUGACCAAAAUAAAGCGCGAGCACUAUCUGGUCGUGCAGGAGCCUGCGGACAACCGGGAGGUGCUGCCUCUGCAGAGGCACUGUCCCCAGAGCCCGGGACUAGGGGCGAGUAAGGUGGAGCUGUCUUUCAAGAAUCCUAGGUUCUGCAGAUGCUUCCUUUCCUUUGGGGGGUCCUCUGCCUCUGGCAGGGGGUCUAGGCAGUACCUUGGCCAGCGGCCCCAAGGUCGGCCUCUGAACUGGGCUGCGAGGAUUAAAGCUCUCUGAAGACCACUAGUCCCUCGUUGCCUCCCUCUCCCUGUCGCAGUCUCCUUUUCUACGUGCAGUGCUGGGA